Messenger RNA from Nelumbo nucifera (sacred lotus), 461 nucleotides. The record is from RefSeq and is a predicted model, not a curated record. Lineage: Eukaryota; Viridiplantae; Streptophyta; Magnoliopsida; Proteales; Nelumbonaceae.
CAGCAUUUCACAUCUGUGCAUUGGGAACAUGUUCAUAGUUGUAUAUUUAUUUUCAUGGGCAGAUAUUCCCAAAUCCCAAUGCACGGUUGCAAGGGACUGGGGGACGGUGCGGUCUUAUCAACAAAUUCGAGGAUGCACUGGCGAAGAAUAGAUCGUUGCAGUCUUGGGCCACCAAAGGGGUUGGAGGAAAAAGAGCCCAUUGAUUUGGCUGCAAACAAAGAUCUCUUGUUCACCUAUGACCGUCUUUCCUUCACCCAAUGCCAUAACCAAUUCCUCCAAAUUCAGAGCUCCUACCAGGUAUUGAGAGAAUUUUACAACAUCUCUGUAAUAGUUCUUUCAUUUUGUGUAAAUCACAUCUCGGUAUCAAAUGGCACCAUAUAGGAGUUUUAAUUGAUUUUUGUUCUUUCUAAGCACAUUAAGUUCGAUUAUAAAUCUGUAAUUUGAGUGCUUUGUUUGUUGAA